Messenger RNA from Aspergillus ochraceoroseus IBT 24754, 920 nucleotides. RefSeq names its product SANT/Myb-like DNA-binding domain-containing protein. Gene Ontology annotation, molecular function: DNA-binding transcription factor activity, RNA polymerase II-specific; RNA polymerase II cis-regulatory region sequence-specific DNA binding. The record is from RefSeq and is a predicted model, not a curated record. Lineage: Eukaryota; Fungi; Ascomycota; Eurotiomycetes; Eurotiales; Aspergillaceae. Gene Ontology annotation, cellular component: nucleus. Bases 41 to 619 code for a protein of 192 amino acids. The transcript has 6 exons. Gene Ontology annotation, biological process: mitotic cell cycle; positive regulation of transcription by RNA polymerase II.
GUUGACGCAGCGUGAUUGGGAAAAUUGCGCAUCGUCCACUAUGUCGUCCCCUCCAACUUCCAAACGAAUCAAGACCUCUAUCCCUACCAACGCACAAUCUCAUCUUCUACCUCAACAAGUCCACCACCCUUUCCAAAGAGUGCCACCAUUCGAGGGCAUUCCUAUGCCCCCAACUCAGAUCCCCCCAGCGAAUCCGCGUAAACGCCGCUCUUCUCCUUCACAGGGCUCCACAAUAACAAUGGCAGCACCCUUGACAGCUAACCCUGGAGAUCCUGCACAUGAUCACGGAGCUGCGGCCCCUGAGACCACCCCCAGAAAGAAAGGACGAACCAAUACUCCCUGGACUGCAGAGGAGGAGCAGAGAUUGAAGACGAUGCGUGAUGCUGGCCGCAGCUGGAGUGAAAUUGCCAAGACAUUCCCUACUCGAACUGAGGGCAGUGUUAAGAAGCAUUGGUAUAAGGAUAUGCACUAUGCUGAGUUCGCAGAGGAUGAGUCCAUUGCCCUCCGGGAGGCAAUUAAGGAAUAUGAGGCGAACAAAUGGAAGGUCAUUGGACAGAAAGUGGGAAAGCCAGCCAAGGCGUGCGAGCAAUAUGCGAAAGAACAUUUUAAGGAUCUCUAGAUAUUCGACGACAUUGAUGAUGUAACGACCAGUGCACGUUUUAUGCAUCUUCCCGGGCCUGUAGUGUCCGUUCUCGUAACCCAUUUUUCCAGCACAGUUUACGAAGUCUUAGGCGAAAGGUUACCGGAGUUCGUUUUGUUUCUUCUUUUUCUUUUACGGGCUGUCUUCUUGUAUCUCUUUCUAUCUGCCGAUUGCAUUUUUUUUCCCCUGUCAUUCCUCUUCUUCGCCUUCUAUAUCUUGCAAUCAUAGGUUGCGGCUUGGGUAUAGUAAUAGGAUUAAUGACAAGACCCAUUGGUAAUAG